AUGGUGGUGAAACAUACCGUCCAUCAGAUAGGAACAACGCACCAGCGCGAUCGAACUAUCGUGGCGCUCGCAGCCCAUCUCGGAGAGCCCGCACGCCUUCAUCUUACAGCGGACGAUACGUACCAGAGACUGACAGAAGAAGAUCCCGAAGCCCUGCCUACACAGGGAGAGAUGAGGCUAGCAACAGGCGCCAGAGAUCUCCUAUACGAAGGGGCUUUUCACCCCGAAGAGAAGGGCGUGAUGAACGUAUCAGGUCGCCACCCCCACGGAGUCGAAGAUACUCGAGAUCUCCAGUUCGUGCCAGGUCUCCCCCACCUUUCAGACGAGAUUCGCCGCCCCGUGAGCGAAGACCACGGUCUCCACCUCCAAGACGGAGAGCGCUUUCUCCGCGAGGCAGGUUUGAAAGAAAGCCGUAUUCACCGCCGAGGGACGCUCGAUCGAAGCCAAUUCAAGAGUCCGCUCCCCCCUCCGCGAGAGAAUCGAUAUACGGCUCGUCCUCAAGGAGCCGCUCUCCGACCAAGAUCUCCCCUACCUUCGAAAACUUUUUCUCCAGCACCAAGGUCGCCCCCUCGAGACAUCGCAUCGCACCGCUCGCCUAUUCGAAAAGAUGCAAAGGAGCUUCCUGCCUCCAAUCACACAAAAUAUCCAGAGGCUUCGCGGCCUAUGCAAUCUCCCGCUAUGUCCCGUGCGAGCGAGCCACGUCCAGCCUCGUCGAGGCAAUCAGAAACUCCUAGCUCUUCGGUACGAGAUCCUCCCACCGGGCCUGCAUCCGCAAAGCCCAUCUCUAUAUCUGCACACAACCGCCCAGGCAGUGCUUCUAUCCUGUCAGCGCCAACUCGGCCUCGGGGAGGGCCUUCCGCUCUAAGGACUGAAUCUCGAGAGUAUACAUAUGGCCUUCCUUCCCAUCGAGGUGGCCGUCCGCCCCCUACAGCGCCAUAUCAUAACUCUCACUAUCCAUAUGAAUCUCGCGGAUCGCCGUCCGAUAGAGUGCCCAACGGACCUCGGUCGUCUCAUGGUGGAGCACCGCCACAUGUACCUCCUUUCCGCUCCAACAACUCUUCUUCAACAACUUAUCCACGCACUCAACGUUUCUCCACUACCAACCAUCUCGCUUCAAUUCCUCCUAUAAUCCCCGGGGGCUCAUUACUGCCAAGUGCAGAUCCUGCCGCCGCCAGAAAGAUCAGCCAAUUAGAGGAUGACGCAGAGAGGCUGCGAAAGCAAAUCGACGACAAGCAGAAGGAAAAGAGGGCAGGCCUCAGAGACUGGGACGUAAGAGAACGAGAGUCUCGGAGGGAAGGGUUGAGGAGCGAACUCGCCGAGGCGCAGCUUGAAAGCUUUAGUGGCGAGAUCAUUGGAGGACAAGCAUUUUAA
Bacidia gigantensis is the source of this 1371-nucleotide messenger RNA. RefSeq lists its product as uncharacterized. The record is from RefSeq and is a predicted model, not a curated record. The transcript has 2 exons. The coding region runs from base 1 to 1371 and encodes 456 amino acids. NCBI's taxonomy places the organism in Eukaryota, Fungi, Ascomycota, Lecanoromycetes, Lecanorales, Ramalinaceae.